AGAUUAUUCUAAAGUAACCAAAAACAUUUUAAAAUUGCGGACAACUUUUACUGCCGAACUGAUUUGUUGUUAAAAAUGGACGGAGCACAGGCGCGUGUGGAAGAAGCUAUUUCAAAAAUGGUUAAUAGCCUAGAUACUGAAUGCUUGCGAAAAAUGCAGGUUGACAUGUAUCAGUGUAGUGCUAAAUGUUGUCAAGACAGCAAAGCUUCCCUAGAAGAUGUACAAAGAUGUAUAGAUAAUUGCUCCAAAGAUGUGAACAAAGCUCAGGCAUAUUUACAGAAUGAAAUUGAGAUAUUUCAGAAUCGCUUGCAACGUUGUGCAAUGAGCUGUCAGGAUAAAAUACGUGAUGAACUCCCAGCUAAGCCAUCAGAUAGAGAUGUUGAAAAAACUAGACAUACUUUAGAGAAAUGUGUUAUUCAGUGUGCUGAUAAACAUGUGGAACUAGUUCCUGCACUGACAAAAAAAAUGCUCGAAACUUUGAAAAAUAGAAAUUUUUAGUUCAUAGUUUGUUUUUUUGUGUUAUAAAAGAAGUCAAUUUUAGUGGCAUGCAAGAUGUUGAGUGAAUGCCUUGUUCAUACAUUAUAUAAGCAUUGGAAUGUUGUUUUUUUCCAUUGAUGACUUGGGUGAUAAUUUUAUUAAUGAUUUGAUAAAAAGAAAAUAAACUACUUUGCACAUAUACAAUAAGUUUUGUAUGUAUAUUGUAAAGGUUACACAAGCAA
Biomphalaria glabrata is the source of this 719-nucleotide messenger RNA. Its product is annotated as protein FAM136A-like. NCBI's taxonomy places the organism in Eukaryota, Metazoa, Mollusca, Gastropoda, Planorbidae. The record is from RefSeq and is a predicted model, not a curated record. Bases 76 to 498 code for a protein of 140 amino acids. Gene Ontology annotation, cellular component: cytoplasm. The transcript has 3 exons.